Larimichthys crocea (large yellow croaker) is the source of this 3519-nucleotide messenger RNA. It is a transcript of the gene basp1, whose product is annotated as brain abundant, membrane attached signal protein 1. NCBI's taxonomy places the organism in Eukaryota, Metazoa, Chordata, Actinopteri, Sciaenidae. Bases 204 to 887 code for a protein of 227 amino acids. The transcript has 2 exons. The record is from RefSeq and is a predicted model, not a curated record.
CCGCGCGCGUUUGCACGCACGCACGUGUGGAUGCGUGUGCGCGCAGGCGGAGGAUCGCCGAGUCGAGCCGUACCGUGCAGCAGGCACAAGCCGCUGGGCGCGCAGGAGAAGCCGCAAAAAAAGCCACGGUGACAGCAGCCGCUACUUCGAAACUGCAGGAGCGCAGAGGGAGCGUCGGAACUUGACGAGGCCAGAGAUCCAAAAUGGGAGGCAAGCUCAGCAAAAAGAAGAAGGGAUACAACGUAAACGAUGACAAGGCCAAAGACAAGGAUGCCAAAGCAGAGGGGGCCUCUGCCGAGGAGAGCGAAGCACCGAAAGACAACAAAGACGAGGCCCCGGCUGCCACCCCCGAUGCUAAGGAGGUAGCAAACGACACAGCGGCCAAGGAGGCGCCGGCAGCAGCAGACGCCACCGCGCCGAAAGAGGAGGAAAAGAACGCAGCUCCAGCCGCAAAGGAGCCUGAGAAACCCGCCGCCAACGCCGAGCCGAAAACAGAGGCCCCCAAGAGCGCAGAGCCCGCCAAGGCCGAGGAGAAACCAGCCGCUCCCGCCCCGGCCAAAGAAUCGGCCCCUGCCGCCAAGGAGCCCGAGGCUAAGGCCGCGGCGCCUGCCCCCGCGGCGCCUGCCCCCGCGGCUGAGAGCAAAGAUGAGGCCGACGCCAAAAAGACUGAGGCCCCCGCGGCACCAGCAGCCAAAGCCGAGGCGGCCCCCGCUGCCUCCCCUGACCCCAAGCCCACAGAGGCAGCGGCGGCGGCGGCUCCAGCACCGGCAAAGGAGGCCGCCGCAGCAGCAGCUCCUAGUUCAACACCAGCCGCCGAGCCUCCCGCCAAGGAGGCGAACGCCACAGAGGCACCAAGCAAGGAUCAAACCGUAGCAGUUCAAGAUUAAUGGACAGCUUCUUUUCGGAAAUGAAAAAAUAAAGUACCUAACUCAACGACAACGAAGAUUAAAAAGAAAAAAAUUGAAAUUAACUAGCCCACCCAUAUUAUGAUAAUAACAAUAAUAAUAAUAAUUGUAAUGAUGAUGAUUUGUUGAAUGAGGAGGACUGGAGCAAACACCUGGAGAAGAAGUUUCCCACCGAUGAUUAUUGCUAUUAUUAUUGUUAUGUUUGAUUUUAUUUUUUUUCUGCUGUAGUAUUUGAACUUUGAUACGAGUCUGUGUCGGCCUCGCCAUUCCACAUCCAUCAUCCCUUCAUCUCCCUCAUACGGUCAAGAGGUUUAACCCAUCCCAGCCUGCGUUCUCAUGGGGGAGGGUUUGAGAAAUCACUCUACCAGCUGGACUUCCAUUCAAUCCGUCCAAUCUUCGGCUCUCCCCCUUCCACUCAUCCUCCUCUUUGGAGUAUCGUGUUCUCGGCUUUGGUACCUGGUACCUACAGUUUUUCGGUGCCGUGGAAUUGUGGUUGUAUCCUUUUUUAAACCCAUCUCUUCCACGCCCCGCCCUGUCCCGGCUUCUUUCUUUGGUUUCGUUGGGUUGUGUUGCUGCCCAUCAUUUCAGAAGAACUCUUAAAAGAGAGUUUAAAUUUAUCGGGAGGAUCGAGCGCGUUCGGGCUUUCGUAGACAUUCCGGAGGGCUGAAAAAACGGCUGACUUUGCAGAGCUGAACAUAUUCUUAGACGUAUAAAAACAGUCGUAGGAAUUUUUCAGAUAAACCUCUAGAUUUUGUACUGAAACCCUUAGGUAUAUUGUAAGUGAACUAAGUGGUUUUUUAACAUUUGUAAUACGUUUAGAAAACAUCUGCAAAGCCUCGCUGAACGCAGAUCUCUGCCGUGUGCUUAGAAAGUCAGACGGGAAACCUCGGAUCCUCCGUUUAAAAAAAAUUCAUUUAUAAAAACAUAUCGACUGCUGACCUGGACCAAACAGUCCGUACAAUCACAUCCUGGAGAGAGUUUGACCUCGUUGGCCUCGUACCGAUCUUAGAAUACUCAGUUGGUGACGAAUCCGUCACUAAACCGACCGUGAAGAACUCACAUCCUUCACUUACUUGAGUAAAAGUGGAACUCCAUCAAGCAGACAUUUUUACAGUAGAUGUACUGUAAGUUCAUUCUGCUUAAGUCAAAUAUACUUAAGAAUUUAAAGUAUAUUGUGAAAUAUAUCAAUACAGAGGACAACCUCCCACAAAACCUGGAGAUUCAAAAUGAAACAAAAACUCCCAAAAAACACAAAGAAGAAGAUCUCAAACUUCUGCCUGUGAAUCUUCUCAGAUUCAAAUUUACAAUUGUGUCUGGUCAUCUCAUGAAUGUCUCCACAAUAACAAACUCAAUAUAUGCAGGAAUGUUCUGCAACAAGAGAAAAACUCCAUCUGAAACUGGCAUACCCAAUCCAAGCAUAAGUAACGGAGCGCGUCCCGUGGAGCAAACCUCGCCAGUUUAUCAUCUCAGCAGGUGGAGACACCUCAGACGAGCUCGUUUACAGCUGCUGUUUGGUCCAGGUCCGUUUGGAUCCGUGUGGCUCUGAGUCAUGAACAGUUUGGUCCCAUCGAGGGCAGGCGGAGGAGGAGGAGGAGGAGGAGGAGGAGGAGGUGACGGGGUUCAGUGAAUGAUCAGAUCCAUCAGCUACUUACUUACUCGUUCUGCUUUGUUUCAUACGCCACGCUGUUAUUAUGGGAUGGAAAAAGCCUUGCAACAUGAAAAGGGAGCUCCUGAUUUCAUCACCCCUUCAUGCAUUUCAUUUUUAAUUUUAUAGAAAUAUAUACGGCAUGUAAGUAGAGAUGGAAGACAAGUACUCGCUUUUACUCAAGUAAAGGAAGGAAGGAAGGAAGGAAGGAAGGAAGGAAGGAAGGAAGGAAGGAAGGAAGGAAGGAAGGAAGGAAUCAGCAGUAAAAGCUAUUUAAGCAUUCAAACUUUAAGUAGUGGGAGUGACAGAGAAACUUUUUAUGCUUUUAUAUGAGCUGAAAAAGGGAAGUAGGAAAAAGUAAGGACAGAUUGAAGGAAGGAACGAAGUAACAAGGCAGGAAAGAAACGAGGAACGAGUGAAAUAUCAUCAGAUGUUUCAUAAUCAGUCAGAUACCAGCACCCCAAAAAGUGAACGAGGUUUCCAUGGUUACAUGCAUGCAGGUAUAUGUUUCUAUACUCACUCCCCUCAUUCAUCAGUUCAUCCACCUGACGCACGGCGUUUUCCUCCCGCCACUUGUCAAACCGUAGCAGAAGCAAACACUCGCGGAGCGUUUGUGUGUCACCUGGUUCCGUUUUUUUCUUCCUCUCUUGACUCAGUAACUUGCAUGUCCGUGGUUGGGUGAACCUGUAGUCCUGUCUUUUUGGUCAAGUGGAAAAAAAAACAAAAACAACAAUUAUUAUUUCUCAGUCUGCAUCCAUCCAUAGCAACUACAGUUGAUAUUUUCAUUUCAUGUCUCACCGCCGCUAUUUCCACACACACACACACACACACACACACGCACACACACACACACACACACUCGUCAUUCAAAAACAAAACAAAAAGAUGACAUGGAAAUUGAUGCAUUCAAAAUUAUAUGUACUUGUAUAAAUGGUGCAACAGUAAUAAAAUGUAAGAAAUUGACUGAAA